Funneliformis mosseae is the source of this 147-nucleotide messenger RNA. NCBI's taxonomy places the organism in Eukaryota, Fungi, Glomeromycota, Glomeromycetes, Glomerales, Glomeraceae. The record is from the annotation of a GenBank genome assembly.
AUAAUUUUUGAAGGUAUCAAAAAAGCUGAACCAUCAUCAAUCACAGAAGAGGCAAAUUUUCCUAAUCCAAGUGAUAAUGAAGAAUACCUCUUAAUAGCUAUUUAUCUGAAUCCAGAAAUGUUUAUCUGUUUUAGCAAGAAAUUAUAG